GUGUGUUGCUGAUAUUGCAGGCUUUGAAAAAAGGAGGGCUGACUGCGCACCAAGAGUAGAGUGCGUCCUACAUGGGGCUGGACCACGAGGGCUGAAACCACCUUGCCCCAAUCCAGACGCCCUCCUCCCAACUCAACCUGCCCCUUGAUCCUCAACCCGCCCAGCCCACCACCAGUACCAGCACCCCUCCUCCACUCCCAGCUCAGUCACUCACACACUCUCCUUUCUCUCUCCUGCUGUGUGUGCCAGUCCCUCUCUCCCUCCACUUCCUCAAAGUGGCCAGAGCUCCUCUCUUCACUCUUGUCCUCUUUACAUCUCUCCACCACUCUUUCACUCCCUCCUCCAGCUGUGAGACUGACCAGUGCUCCUGUCCACAUUUACCAAGUUAAAAGAAUCUCUGGCUGCUAUACUUUUCCCAAACUUCUCCCGAAGUCUUUAUUUUCAUUCUUGACUUCUUCUAUUUAUUUAUUUUUAUUUUUUUGGGAGGGGGCCUUAACCCUUCUCCUCUGGAGUGGCCGGUUGGUGUGUGUCUGGCGCGUGUGCGAGGGCUCUGGUGUCGUGUUCUUUGCCCUGAGGGAGCCCCUAAAGGUUGUGACUGACGGAGAGACAUUUUCACCACGAUGAAUGUUCAGCUGCUGCUCCUGUUGGCCCUGGUUGGCCCUUUCUGCGCCUUCACACAUGCAAGCCCCACAGCACUUCCUACAGAGGUUUCUGAUAUGGUCACUGCAACAGAAACAGACAUCAGUGCUGAUGCUACAGCCGCUCCUGACACUCCUGACGCUCCAGCCACUCAAGGCACUCUAGAUGCGGACCUUUCUAUUGUCACGGGUCCUCCUGCAACAGAACCCGCAGCGGCCCCUGAAGAGGUUGCAACAGAAGUUGUCACAGAAGCGGCGCCACCUGCAGUUACAGUCAAUACUGAAGAGGCAAUCGUUGAGACAGUAGCCCCUACUCCCGCCGCUGCUACUAAUGAAGCACCCGAACCCCUUAUCACUGACCCUCCUAUUGUGGAGACCGCAGCCCCCACUAUGGCAGGAGAGGCUGAGGUCGUAGCAGAGGUGACGGAAAAGUCAGAAGAUGUGUUGCUCACUGAUGAUACGCCAGGCGACCUGAGUUAUGGCCAGAUAGUCGGCAUUGUGAUUGGUGCCCUGUUGGCAGUGGUCAUCGUCAUCGCCGUGGUGAUUGCUGUGGUGAGGAGGAUGGGCAAAUACUCGUCUGCCAAGAACAAAAAACCUGCAAAAAAAGACAGCGUUAUGGUUUCUCCCUUGAGGAAGAAGUCGGCCAAGCAGCAGGAGCGCCCAAAGUUCUGGAAAUUUUGAACUACUGAGCUGUGACGUCAUUUCCGAUCAUUAAAUCAAGCACGAUACCAGAACUAAACUAUUCUAACCAGGACUCUGGACUGUUGCCAAAAAAAAAAGAGGGGGAGGGAGGGUUGUGUGUGUUUGUGUAUGUGAGACAAGAGGGGUAUAUGAGCAAACAUCCUCACCUCCCCCGCUACCUCCCUCACCCCCAGGUGGCGCUGAUAUAAAAGGGCUCCGUCCUCCCUUACUUCCUCUGAGAGAACAAAACAAGGUGACAAAAGGAUGUCACAAAGAAUUUCAGGCCUUUUCAAAUGCAUUUUGUUAAAUAAAGAGAGAGAGAGAAAGAAGGGUUGGGGAUUAUCUGACAUGUAGGGGUAAAAAAAAAAGAGUUUGGGAGGACUUAAAAUGGAAAAUACUGACAAAACUAAAGGAAAUUAGACACACGAAGAAAGCGGGAGCGGAAGAGAAAGCAGGAGAGACUGUUACAAAUUCCACAGGAUGUAUAUACAAUGCAAGGGGACUACAUAGUAUACAGCUAACGACUUUCUCAUUUGUUGCAGUUGCAUAGGCUAGCAUUUGAUAUUAUGGAAUACACAGUACAUACAGGCUAUUGUUGUCGUGGCUAGCGGACUCACCCCUGAGCACUGGUUAAAACAUUUCCUCACAUCGACCCGAAUCCCUGAUAUGUUGGUCAAACUAUAUGAAGCACCGUGUGAAGAAGUUGUUUUGACAUAGCACUCAUAGAGCUCUGAGGGCUAGCGCGGAGCUAACAGAAAAGAAAAAAGGCACCCUCAUUUGCAAGACUAACGUGACAUUCUGCCCACUUUAACACUGACAUAUAAAAACCUAAUACAUAUCUGUGAAAUUUAGCAGAAGGGUUUGUGCCACUGUCUCUGGUAUUCUCUAGGUAGUUAGGAGGAUUUUAACUUUUGAAGUGCAUUAUUAAUGUGAAAUGACUGUACUUUUUAACUGCCACCCAUUCCAAAAAAAAACAAAACAAACAAACAGCUUUCAUGACUUCUGGUGUGUCGCUUUAUACAGGCUCACACGCAGCCACUGGUUAUUAGAUAUAGUGAUAGCAUUGUUAUAACAAUGUAUUCAGAGUACUUCUGUUAAUAGUUAGAUUACCAGAACAGCCAUCCAGUCUUUAAUUUGAGCUAACCCCAGAUUGUGUGCACAGGCUGAUGUUUCGUAUUGUAGUUGCACUUAGUUUUAGUGCACAGUGUUAGGCAGCAAUGCCCUUUUUUGUUAUUUUUGCAAUUGUAAGUGUGCUAAAUGGGUGUACAAAUAAUGAAAUCUCAGCUUCGCUCUGCUAGCUUUACAAACUCGUUUAAUAUGUGCACUGAAUGAGUGAUGUAACGUUUAAUGAAUAGGCUUUAGACACUGCAAAUGUUUGCAACGACGUGUUUGUUUCCUCCCUUCUGCUUUGUCACAUAUUAUCAGUUUUAGGUCUUUAAUUUUUGUGCCAUCUGAUUUGUUUGAACCCUUUUAAUUUAAUUGCAGUGUUUUUUGUUCAUACUGUUUCAAUAAAAAACUGAAAACAC
Larimichthys crocea (large yellow croaker) is the source of this 2845-nucleotide messenger RNA. RefSeq names its product podoplanin (gene pdpn). The coding region runs from base 621 to 1319 and encodes 232 amino acids. The record is from RefSeq and is a predicted model, not a curated record. Gene Ontology annotation, biological process: positive regulation of platelet aggregation; cell migration; signal transduction. The transcript has 5 exons. NCBI's taxonomy places the organism in Eukaryota, Metazoa, Chordata, Actinopteri, Sciaenidae.